This is a messenger RNA of Cottoperca gobio, 3329 nucleotides long. RefSeq names its product zinc finger MYM-type protein 4-like. NCBI's taxonomy places the organism in Eukaryota, Metazoa, Chordata, Actinopteri, Perciformes, Bovichtidae. The record is from RefSeq and is a predicted model, not a curated record.
AUGCUAUCUACAGAUUUAACAGAAGAAAAAGCAAAAUUCACCCGUGUGUGUGGCGACCACUUUAUAUCUGGAGAAUCGGCAAAGCUUUAUGAUAAAACAAACCCAGAUUGGGCGCCAACACAAAAAUUAGGACACGAAAAGAUCAGGACGAAUGCUCAUCUGGCAGCAUCAAGAAGCAGCAGGAGGAAGGAAGGAUCUGCCAAGAAAGCAACAUUAGAAGCAGCCCAAGCCUUAGUAUCUUUAAAUACACUAGAACUAGAAUGCCUAUCAACUUCGCCAGGAAGUUUUCACAAGCUACCAUUAAAUGACCCGGGACGAUGCAAGUUAUGGCUUCGUGCUUUGGACCCAAACACUUCAAAGGAGACACUCCGGCGUCGUUGUAUACUGGUAGGCAGCGACCAUUUCUCACCCAAUGACUUGAUCCACCACGAAGGUUGUACCCAUCCGACGCCUGCUGCCGUCCCAUCCGCUGCCCACGCCGCGGGGCAGACUGCUGGAAGCGCCAACGUGUCUGCGGUAACGGAAAGCGCUACAACUCAGCCAAUCAAGUCGUCUCCUUCACCGCCUUUGGUCAAGGUGAAGGAUGAGCCUAUAGAUGACGAGUAUGAUCAAGCUCUGAUAUCUUCUACAGCUACAGCAAACGUGAAGGAUGAGCCCAAUACUGCACAGAUCAGUAUUCAGACGGAUACGGUGAAAGUUCAUUCUCCUUCUGGCCCAAAAAUCCUGAAGAACAAGGCGGUGCUCUGCAGACCGCUGGUGCAGAACAAAGGGGUUUCCUGCAGAACGCAGACAGUCGAUGUCGAAUCACAGACAGACGACAUCUUUCCUAAAAUCAUGAUCGUUCCUGUCCCAGUGCCGGUGUAUGUUCCUGUACCCAUGAACUUGUACAGCCAGUAUACCCCCAAACCUGUGGGCCUGCCAUUACCGGUGCCUGUACCCAUGUUCCUUCCUGUGACAAUGGACAGCGCUGAACGCAUCUUGGAAACCAUCCAGGAGAUCAAGCAAAAGAUCCCUUCUGACCCCUUUGAGGCAGAGCUCAUCCUCAUGGCAGAGAUGGUCGCAGAACAACAUGAGAAUAAUGACAAAGAGGAGAGACCAAAGGAGAAAGUGGAAAGAGAGAGAGCGAGACAAGAAGCAGCAGCUCCAGUAGACCACGGCAGUAACUACAGUGUCGACUUGGACACCGAGGACUUGGCCAGUUUCCUCAACAACUGGGAGGACGUCUCUGAUGCAGGUUUCAGGUCUCCCAGUCGAGACCCGAUUUUAGACAUUCCUGCAGGCCUGACUAAUGAGCCUUACUCUGAGCCCCAACUUCCCAUGGACCUCGAAGCGGACGUCACUGUCGAAACUCUGGAGAGGAUGGCCCGGUUGAGAGAGCAGUCUAAGCGAUCCCCGAGCCCUCCGCCUGCUGCUUCACGACAACGACAAGCUCACAGGAAAGCCAGAGAAAAGAAGGGUCGUAAGUCCCAACGGUCGUCGUCUAAGACAGUUGAAGCGUCGACGACGCACAAGGCCGUGGCUGUAGAGGUCCCAAAACUGAAGAGUCAAUAUGGAGUUGACGCCUGGAAGCGAUGGAUCCAGUGGAGGCAAACUCAACCCAACCUGGAGAAACCACGCUUUGGUUCUCGUCCCAUAGAGUUGAAGGAGGAUGUUCUUAGCUGCACCACUGCGGAGCUGAGCUACGGACUCUGUUCUUUCAUUGCUGAGGUGAAACGACCCAAUAGAGAGCCGUACUACCCCGACACCCUCUUCUACCUCUGCCUCGGCAUUCAACAGCAUCUGUUUGAGAACGGUCGUGUAGAGAACAUAUUCAUGGAUCGGUUCUACAGCAAGUUCUCCACUGAGUUCACUAAUAAUCUGAGAGAUUUCAAACCCUCAAUCACAGCAGCUGGUUAUAUCCACUCCCGUGUGGAGGAGGAGUUUCUGUGGGACUGUAAACAGUUGGGGGCGUACUCCCCCAUCGUCCUCCUCAACACUCUGCUCUUCUUCUGCUGCAAGUACUUUGGCUUCACCACGGUGGAGCAGCACCGCCAGCUGUCCUUCGCUCACAUCAUGCGCUGCACCAAAACCAACCAGAACAACACCAAGACCACCUUCCUGCGCUUCUACCCCCCAAUAUCCAUAAACGAGGCAGAGCCAGAUCCAGAGGUUCCUGCGAAGAGGCGUAAGGAGGAGGAGAGUAAAGAGGAUAUCCUGGAGAUGAUGGAGAACACAGAGAACCCCCUCCGCUGUCCAGUCAGACUCUACGAGUUCUAUCUCUCCAAGUGCUCGGAGUCCGUCAAGCAGCGCACCAACCUGUUCUACCUUCACCCAGAGCGCUGCUGCGUCCCCAACAGCCCCCUGUGGUUCUCCUCCGCCCUUCUGGACGACAGCACCAUGGAGAGCAUGCUCAUCCGCAUCCUCACUGUCAGAGAGCUGCAUCUCGGGGCGAAGAAAGAUGGAGGGAUAGAGCAGAAGAAACUCGAUGAUCCAUCAUUUAUACCUGCCGAGGAGGAAGAUGAAGAUGGGGAUUCAGAGUCAUGAAGAGCAGAAGUGACCUUAAUUUGGUGCAGCAGCUUGUGGUGUAAAUGUUUGUAGAUAAACUGAAAUGUUCAUUUAAACAUGGCCCAAUAUACAGAAAGAGACAGAAUAAAUCUCUCACAUGCAUAACUACAAUGUGCAGAACUGUAAAGAAAGUCAUACUUCCUAAACCACAUGUUGUGUGGUUGGGACUUUGGAUCUGAGAUGCAAGACUCGGCUCAGAAUCCAGACUAACUACUGCUCAGCAGGACACGUAGCUGUCUUUCUGUGUUUUGUUUGCUGAAUGGUUGCUUCUCCUGGAUAAUGCUACUUGUUUUGUCCUUGUAUGAAAGAGCUAUAAUGAAAAACUAUUUAGAUUUCUGUCCAGAAGACAAAGUGAAAACAGCUUUCUGUGAUGUAGAAGUAAAUAAAUUGACAGAUUUUGUUCACCAGUGUCCAAUUGAUGGGAUUAAAAUAAUAAUUUGGAAUUGAUUUGAGUACAUUUAAGAAAAUAAUGUUGAUUCAUGUAUCACUGUUUAAAGAGGCUGACAACUUUCAUGCCAUUUGGAAAAAUUUCACAAUUUAACCUUUUGUUAACUGAAUGCACUGAAAUGAAUAGUUUUGAGUGUUGGCAUUGUUUUGGACAUGCUGUUUUCUCGAAGCGUCAAGUGUCCUCUGAUACAUUGACUUUGCAUAACCAUGUUAUCUCAAAAAUAAAAUGCAAAUGUGCUGUCUCUUCAUGUAUAUCUUGGUUAUAUUAACCCCCAUUUCUUAAAGUAUGGCUGCCAAUGCGUAUUUUCUAUUGUAUGUUGUUUUUGAAUAAAACCAUU